UCGCUCGCUCUCGGCUGCCGCUCUUGCUGCGGCUGCGGCUGGGGCUGGGGGCGGCGGCGGCGACGCGGGCGGCGGGCGGCGCGGGGCGGUCCGGCGGGUUCAAAGAGGAAAACAUGGCGGAAAACAAAGGCGGCGGCGAGGCUGAGAGCGGCGGCGGGGGCAGCGGCAGUGCGCCGGUAACUGCCGGGACCGCCGGGCCCGCGGCGCAGGAGGCGGAGCCGCCUCUCGCCGCGGUGCUGGUGGAGGAGGAGGAGGAGGAAGGCGGCAGGGCCGGCGCGGAGGGCGGCGCGGCCGGGCCCGACGACGGGGGGGUGGCCGCGGCCUCCUCGGGCUCGGCCCAGGCUGCUUCAUCCCCUGCGGCCUCAGUGGCCCCCGGAGUUCCCGGGGGCGCGGUAUCGACGCCGGCUCCAGCUCCAGCUUCGGCUCCCGCUCCGGGUCCCUCCGCAGGGCCGCCUUCUGGACCGCCAGCCUCGCUCCUGGACACCUGCGCCGUGUGUCAGCAGAGCUUGCAGAGCCGGCGUGAGGCGGAGCCCAAGCUGCUGCCCUGUCUUCACUCCUUCUGCCUGCGCUGCCUGCCGGAGCCGGAGCGCCAGCUCAGCGUGCCCAUCCCGGGGGGUAGCAACGGCGACAUCCAGCAAGUUGGUGUAAUACGGUGCCCAGUAUGCCGCCAAGAAUGCAGACAGAUAGACCUUGUGGAUAAUUAUUUUGUGAAAGACACAUCUGAAGCUCCUAGCAGUUCUGAUGAAAAAUCAGAACAGGUAUGUACUAGUUGUGAAGACAAUGCAAGUGCAGUUGGCUUUUGUGUAGAAUGUGGAGAGUGGCUGUGUAAGACAUGUAUUGAAGCACAUCAAAGAGUAAAAUUUACUAAAGAUCACUUGAUCAGGAAGAAAGAAGAUGUCUCAGAGUCUGUUGGAGCAUCUGGUCAACGCCCUGUUUUCUGCCCUGUACACAAACAAGAGCAGUUGAAACUUUUCUGUGAAACAUGUGAUAGACUGACAUGUAGAGACUGUCAGCUAUUGGAACACAAAGAACAUAGGUACCAGUUUUUGGAAGAAGCUUUUCAAAAUCAGAAAGGUGCAAUUGAGAAUCUACUGGCUAAACUUCUUGAGAAGAAGAAUUAUGUUCAUUUUGCAGCUACUCAGGUGCAGAAUAGGAUAAAAGAAGUAAAUGAGACUAACAAACGAGUAGAACAGGAAAUUAAAGUGGCCAUUUUCACCCUUAUCAAUGAAAUUAAUAAGAAAGGAAAAUCUCUGUUACAGCAGCUAGAGAAUGUUACAAAAGAAAGACAGAUGAAGUUACUACAGCAGCAGAAUGACAUCACAGGCCUUUCCCGGCAGGUGAAGCAUGUUAUGAACUUCACAAAUUGGGCAAUUGCAAGUGGCAGCAGCACAGCACUACUGUACAGCAAGCGACUGAUUACUUUUCAGUUGCGUCAUAUUUUGAAAGCACGGUGUGAUCCUGUCCCUGCUGCUAAUGGAGCAAUACGUUUCCAUUGCGAUCCUACCUUCUGGGCAAAGAAUGUAGUCAAUUUAGGUAAUCUAGUAAUAGAGAGUAAACCAGCUCCUGGUUAUACUCCUAAUGUUGUAGUUGGGCAAGUUCCUCCAGGGACAAACCACAUUAGUAAAACCCCUGGACAGAUUAACUUAGCACAGCUUCGACUUCAGCACAUGCAACAACAAGUGUAUGCACAGAAACAUCAGCAGUUACAACAGAUGAGGUUGCAGCAACCACCAGCACCUGUACCUACUACAACAACAACAACACAACAGCAUCCUAGACAAGCAGCCCCUCAGAUGUUACAACAACAGCCUCCUCGAUUGAUCAGUGUGCAAACAAUGCAGAGAGGCAACAUGAACUGUGGAGCUUUUCAAGCCCAUCAAAUGAGACUGGCUCAGAAUGCUGCCAGAAUACCAGGGAUACCCAGGCACAGCGGCCCUCAGUAUUCCAUGAUGCAGCCACACCUCCAAAGACAACACUCAAACCCAGGGCAUGCUGGACCCUUUCCCGUAGUAUCGGUACACAACACCACAAUCAACCCAACGAGCCCUACUACAGCAACUAUGGCAAAUGCAAACCGAGGUCCCACCAGCCCAUCUGUUACAGCACUAGAGCUAAUUCCCUCGGUUACCAAUCCAGAAAACCUUCCAUCGCUGCCAGAUAUUCCACCCAUACAGUUGGAAGAUGCUGGCUCAAGUAGUUUAGAUAAUCUACUAAGUAGAUACAUCUCAGGCAGUCACCUACCCCCACAGCCUACAAGCACCAUGAAUCCUUCCCCAGGACCCUCUGCCCUUUCUCCAGGAUCAUCAGGUUUAUCCAAUUCUCACACACCUGUGAGACCCCCUAGUACUUCUAGUACUGGCAGUCGAGGCAGCUGUGGGUCAUCAGGAAGAACUGCUGAGAAGACAAGUCUUAGUUUCAAAUCUGAUCAAGUGAAGGUCAAGCAAGAACCUGGGACUGAGGAUGAAAUAUGUAGCUUUUCAGGAGGUGUGAAACAAGAAAAAACAGAGGAUGGCAGGAGGAGUGCUUGCAUGUUGAGCAGUCCUGAGAGUAGCUUGACACCACCUCUCUCAACCAACCUGCAUCUAGAAAGUGAGUUGGAUACAUUGGCAAGCCUGGAAAACCAUGUGAAAACUGAACCUACAGAUAUGAAUGAAAGCUGCAAACAGUCAGGGCUCAGCAGCCUUGUUAAUGGAAAGUCCCCAAUUCGAAGCCUCAUGCACAGGUCAGCAAGGAUUGGAGGAGAUGGCAACAGCAAAGAUGAUGACCCAAAUGAAGACUGGUGUGCUGUCUGCCAAAAUGGAGGGGAUCUCUUGUGCUGCGAAAAAUGUCCAAAGGUCUUUCAUCUAACUUGUCAUGUUCCAACACUACUUAGCUUUCCAAGUGGGGACUGGAUAUGCACAUUUUGUAGAGAUAUUGGAAAGCCAGAAGUUGAAUAUGAUUGUGAUAAUUUGCAACAUAGUAAGAAGGGGAAAACUGCACAGGGGUUAAGCCCCGUGGACCAAAGGAAAUGCGAACGUCUUCUGCUUUACCUCUAUUGCCAUGAAUUAAGUAUUGAAUUCCAGGAGCCUGUUCCUGCUUCGAUACCAAACUACUAUAAAAUUAUAAAGAAACCAAUGGAUUUAUCCACCGUGAAAAAGAAGCUUCAGAAAAAACAUUCCCAACACUACCAAAUCCCAGAUGACUUUGUGGCUGAUGUCCGUUUGAUCUUCAAGAACUGUGAAAGGUUUAAUGAAAUGAUGAAAGUUGUUCAAGUUUAUGCAGACACACAAGAGAUUAAUUUGAAGGCUGAUUCAGAAGUAGCUCAGGCAGGGAAAGCAGUUGCAUUGUACUUUGAAGAUAAACUCACAGAGAUCUACUCAGACAGGACCUUCGCACCUUUACCAGAGUUUGAGCAGGAAGAGGAUGAUGGUGAGGUAACUGAGGACUCUGAUGAAGACUUUAUACAGCCCCGCAGAAAACGCCUAAAGUCAGAUGAGAGACCAGUACAUAUAAAGUAAAAUGACAUGGAUUAAAAUCAAUUGUUU
Saimiri boliviensis boliviensis (Bolivian squirrel monkey) is the source of this 3524-nucleotide messenger RNA. RefSeq names its product tripartite motif containing 33 (gene TRIM33). Gene Ontology annotation, cellular component: chromatin. The record is from RefSeq and is a predicted model, not a curated record. Gene Ontology annotation, molecular function: protein binding; zinc ion binding. Lineage: Eukaryota; Metazoa; Chordata; Mammalia; Primates; Cebidae.